This is a messenger RNA of Daldinia childiae, 516 nucleotides long. RefSeq names its product putative psp1 domain-containing protein. The transcript has a single exon. Bases 1 to 516 code for a protein of 171 amino acids. Lineage: Eukaryota; Fungi; Ascomycota; Sordariomycetes; Xylariales; Hypoxylaceae. The record is from RefSeq and is a predicted model, not a curated record.
AUGUCUGCUAUCAACCCUGCCUCAUUUGCCAGCCCGACCUUGGGGCUGCAGGCGCCCAGCGGCAUCGGCCCAGGCGCUGUCGGCCUUGGAAGAGGAAGUGGAUCCGCCAACACAGAACGAAGAUCCAAUCCACCCCAGGACUCACAGGGUGCCUUUACCAGUCCGGGUGCUGCAGGUCGACCGUUUCAGCCACCCUUCAACCAGCCAUUUGGCGGGCCAGAUCGUCCUGGAGUAGCCAGCUCUGCAUACCCCCCGUCUGGUUUUCCGUAUUCUGCCUAUGGUGCGUUCAGCAGUGCUCCGAGGUCCGGUACGGUGCCAUAUGUCCCGACCGUGAUGCAAGGGAUGGAGGCAUACCCCGGCGGCUUCUCCCAGCCUGGGGAAUUUCCCCCAAGCAUGCGAACGCGUUAUCCGAGUCCCCACACGGCUCCUUCCCCUCACGAUCAGUCAGUGCCUAACAUGUCAGGACAGAACGAAUGGGUUGGAGCGUUCCAGGGACUUUCUCUGAACUCCCGCUGA